UUUUUUGUGGCGGUAUGGUGAAAUGUAGGUAUUCCAAUAGCUAUUUUUUGUACAACAGAUGCUUACACCGCCGGACGAGACGUGGUUCCAGAAAGGGAGACGUCCCUUUGAUUCGCUGCCAGUAUCCUCACAUCGUUUAUCAGAUUGCUCCUACCUUACGGCUUCCCUCCAAAGACUCCCCGUAACGCCUCUUUCUCUUCGGCGGGUUCCCCCAAGCACGCGAGCCGGAACUCAGCGGCUGCUCUGCUUCGUUCUCUGGUUUUCCUCUAUCGUUUGCGUCCGCUUCAGCUCCCUUCUUUUGUCUUUGCUCGUUUCUUCUGUUUUGCGUUGGAAUUUUCACUAGAGGCCCACGAGAGCGGCACCCGGCGCCGAGAUGUGACAGUCCGGAGAAGCGAGUCACGGCUCGGGCUGCCUGACUCCCCGCUCGUUAGGAAGGCAACGUACCUCCCAGGGAAGACUCCGAAACACGAACUUCAGAAAAUUCAAUUACUUAGAGGGGUAAAAAUCCAGUCUUAUAUACACCUAUGUGUGUCUUGUUACCGCCAUUUGCAGAGACGCGGUACAUAGAAUGAAACCCUACUUCCCGAUGUCGCCGCCCUCCGCGCCUGCGCCACACAGCAUUUCUGGCGCGAACGGUGACUCUGUGGAUCUUCUGUCUUGUUUGAAUAUGUCUUCCUGAAGUCGCAGAGCUUUCUCCCUUUUUCCAGUCUCAAAUGCAUGCGGGUGCUUCCUCACGGUUCGCCAAGCAGCUCCGCCCGUGCAAGGUUUCGCUGGCUCGUCGGCUAUUUUCGCGCCGUCCACACCCGUGUUUCGUCUCCCGUCAAGUCUUGCGUCUUUUCUUCUCCGUAUAGUCUCUCACGGUUCUCUCUCUCCUUCCCACUCUGCAUCUUGUCAGUUCUCGCGCCUCCUGGGUGUUCUGUGCCUCUUCUCUCGCCUGUCAUCUUCCUACGCCUCUGUUUUUUCUCGAGUCGCCCUCGUCUCCUCCCGCCUACCUCUUUGAUCAUUCGCCUCUUGUUUUGCGUUCUCGCGCUCUUUCUCUCUCCGUUAACUCGACCGUUCCUCGUUUCCCCUCCACCUUCCCUCGGGGACUCUCUCUCGGUCCUUCUUUCCUCCCGCGCGGAUCCGAGCCACCGUAGAACAUGUUGUUCUUCUUUCUCUCUCCUCUCAUCUUCUCACUCUUGUCCCGGUCCUGAGCCUGCUUGCGCCUUCUGUUCCUCGGCUCUCUCUGCGGCUCUCUUGCGAGGCGCGUGCGAUUCGCGCUGUCUCCUUCGCUCUCCCCCUGCGCCACACUCUCGCUGUCGCGUUGUUCAUCUCUUCUUCCUUCUCUUUGCCCCUCGCUUUCCCCUCUUACCUUCCACUUUUUCUUUCUGCUCUCCCUCCUGUGUAAAGAGGAGAUGAAAGAGUCGGCGGAGUCUGGGGCGUCUUCGCGGCGCCGUUCGUCGGGGACGCCUGCGCUGGACUGGAGCACGCAGAGGCAGCAGCUGCGGCGAGUCUCUUCAGGCUCGAACUUUGCGUCUGCGGCGACUCCUGAAGAUUUCAUUUUCUUUGAGCAGUUGCCGCUGGUCCUCGACUUGGGCACUGCCUUCAUCAAGGCUGGCCUGGGAGGCGAGCCGGAGCCGCAGUGCGUCUUCCGUGCAGGUCGUCCUUCCGAACUGGAAGAAAAUGGAAAGCUCAUCCCGAGCAUCUACGUGAAACAAACGGCGGCAGAAACGCAUGAGGCGCUCAAGUGCAGGCUCCGCAUCGCUCUCGACGAUCUCUUCUUCCGUCGCCUCUCGAUUCAGCCCCGGGACCGGGCCUUCGUCCUUUGCGAAGGCCUGAUGAAGAACUCCUCCGAAAAAGCUGCUCUCGUCGAGCUCCUCUUCGAAAUCUACGAUGUUCCAAGCAUUUCGUUCAUCCCCGACCUUGUCUCCCCUCUCUACUGCUGCGGAGUGGAUACAGGCAUCGUUGUCGAUGUCGGAUACCAAGACACACGAGUUCUGGCGACGGUCUUGGGGUGUCCGUACCUCCGUUCGCUGACUGCGGCGGGCGUUGGCGGAGCCUCUGUGGAUCGCGAACUUCGCCAGUUGCUGCGGGCCUCCUUUGCGAACGAACCAGCGACUGUCAGUCUGGUCGAGUCGCUGUCUCCGGAACAAAUCGAAGAAAUCAAAGUGACAUGCUGCUACGUCGCCUUCGACCUCCAAGAAGCUGCUUCACAGCGGGAGAAGAGAGAUGCGAAGAGACGCGAACCAGCGGGAGAGACAGUCGAAUUCGCACAAGUCGAGAGCGGAGUCGAGGCCUUCAAAAGCGAAAAGGCGAUUCAGUUCCGCGUGAACAAAGACACGAUUCUGACCAUCAGUCCAGAGUGCCGGUGGAAGGCAUGUGAAGUUCUCUUCGGCGCUGCGGAUGGCGCAAUCUCGUCCAUCCAAGAGGCCAUUGUGGAAUCCAUUCGCAAAUGCCCUUUCGAAAUGAGAAGAUUGAUUGUACAAAACAUCCUUCUGUGUGGAGGUACAACUCAGUUUCGAGGCUUCACAACUCGACUGGCCGUGGAACUCGAAGCGCAUUUGGCGGAAGAGCCAAAGCUUCAAACACUCCGACGUUUCGUCCAGUUCGGCGUUCCGUGUUUUGCUCCUCUUUUGCGAGCGUGGACGGGAGGCUCCAUGCAUGCAGGCCUCGAAGGCAGACAAGAGUACACAAAAACUGAGUACGAACGCGGAGUUCCUGUGCCCGACUGGACGUCGUGGAUUUUCCACUCUCUUCCAUCGUCAGAGGAUGCCACGCAGGCGUCUGCAGGAAACACAGCCGAGACUCACGAGCCUUCUUCUCCAGAGACACACUGACGCUGUCGCUUCUCUCUGAAAAGGCGACGGCAGAAGGCAAACUAAAACUCAUGAAAGGGAAAGGAGAGGACGGAGGCGGGCCUCUUGAGCGGGUCUCUAGGCGUUUUUUGGGUGUGUGGUUUGCGCCCUGAAAGGAAGACUUGGACUACGUAGUGUUUUCUGCAAAAAAGUAACUCUCUGACCGUCUCUAGCCACUCCAAGCGGAGCGUUUUCUCUCGACAGCUGCCGCAGAAGUACUGAGAGGUCUUGUCGCAACUCUUUACUGGCUAUAAGUCAAAUGCCAAUGGGUGAAAGGCGUAUCUCGUGGCCAUAUUCUCGAUGUGCAGCUACGAUGCAACAGCAAGAGAACGGGUCUGAGUGCGUGCCUAAUAGAAUGAUAACUAGCGUUUUAAAAGUUUCAGGGGGAAGGAACGUUUUUUGUUUUAAUGCGACUAUGAAAAAGAGACCGUUCGAGGACGAUCUACGGCCGAAAAGCGCACCUUUCGAUCCUGGGACAGAGACGGGCUUUUCACCGGUAGAUUUAUGAAAAACUCGACUCUUCGAUAGUUUAACCGCUACUGUCGGGACUGUAUGUUAUGUACUUGCGGCAGUACUAAGAAGCCUAUUUUUCCGAAUAAAUUUCAGGGAAAACCUAAUAUUCGCAAACCCUUCCAUUUACUCAAAAUUUGUACAGUUC
Molecule: messenger RNA, 3492 nt
Organism: Toxoplasma gondii ME49
Lineage: Eukaryota; Apicomplexa; Conoidasida; Eucoccidiorida; Sarcocystidae
Gene: ALP4
Product: actin-like protein ALP4
Exons: 9
Coding region: 1395-2816 (473 amino acids)
Biological process (GO): microtubule-based movement
Source: RefSeq, a predicted model, not a curated record